AUGAUGAUCCAGCUUCAGGCAGGGAAAGGAGAAGCUGCCCCGCAACUCAAGAAGAAACUCCCCAACAACUCCACAGAGAUUCAAAAGAUCACAGAAAGAUGGAAGUACGAAGACACCCAAAGACAAAUAAGGCUGACUACAUUGGCUAGGGACGAUCACAAUGAUCCAGCUUUAGACAGGGCAAGCUCGAGAAUCACCACCACAAGGAAGAGCAAGAAUGGACGAGCUUCGGUUCCCUCCUUUGAUGUCCCUGUGCAUAAUUCUUUCAGCGAAUUUCCUAUUCAAUCUCUCGUUCUUCAUCAUCGUGCCCACUGCCACAUCAUCGGAUUGACGGUGGGAGUGGUGACUCUCGUCUCCUUCAUUUUGGUGAUUCCACUUUCUAAGCUGCCCAAGUUCAAGAGAAAAUACAGCCCAACUCUCGACUUAUCAUCGGCUUGCCUGAUUCUUGGGCAUAUCAUCUACGCUCUUGCUGAUCGGACUGGAGUUCUUUACCUCGUUCUCGUGGGGCGGAUGAUAAAUGGGAUUGGUUUGACCGGGUGCUUCUUUCUGAAGAGGUACUGCACAGAUCCUUGCAUUGUUGGUGUCCGGAGGCGAACGACGUGUACAAGCCUGCUCAUUCUCGCCCAGACCCUGGGAAUGGUUGCGGGGCCAAUCGUCGGAGGAUUUCUCGCAAGGAUUCCCAUGAAAACAGCAUUGUUCAACAAAAACACAUUGCCCGGCUGGUUUAUGGCAGUGGUUUGGAGCAUCUAUUGGUUGCUGACAAAAGUCCUGUUCAAAGACGUGACCGAUACUGCCGACCAGGUCAGGGAUUCUAAAUAUGACGCUCGAUCCCAAUGCGCUGAGGGAGAAGGGGCCGAGAAGCAAGCCAGCUUCAGCAACAGGUAUGGAUUGAAGAGGCCGGAUAAAACGUUUUUAAUGCUUUUUCUUUCUAGCCCGACAGCUCAAUUCGCAUGA
This is a messenger RNA of Selaginella moellendorffii, 954 nucleotides long. RefSeq lists its product as uncharacterized. Gene Ontology annotation, biological process: transport. The record is from RefSeq and is a predicted model, not a curated record. Gene Ontology annotation, cellular component: membrane. The coding region runs from base 1 to 954 and encodes 317 amino acids. The transcript has 4 exons. NCBI's taxonomy places the organism in Eukaryota, Viridiplantae, Streptophyta, Lycopodiopsida, Selaginellales, Selaginellaceae.